ACAAAAGCAUACAGAAAUAAAAUGGCAGCUGCAGAAGGCACUAGUGAGACCCAAAAUUCUGAGACAGAAUCGCCGAAACUUUCUGAAUUAUUAGAUCGUGGAUGGAAAUUGUACGAGGAGGUUGACAGCACCAACGAACCCACUGGAUCCAACCCUAUCCAGGUUAAAGUCAAACGUGGGAUUUUGCAUCUGGAGGAGGCAACGCGAAUGGUAGCCCAGCUCGACUUGUUCAGCCGAAAUGAAGAACUGGAGGAGAUAGCGACCACCGAUCUCAAGUACCUAAUGCUGCCUGCACUUCUUGGGGCUCUGACAAUGAAGCAAGUGAACAUGGCAAAGCGCCUGGAACAGGUCCAGACGGCGAAGGUUUACUUUUUUGACUUCUUGAAAAGAUGCAAAGACUACAACAUAAUGAAGUUCGAACUACCCAAAACAAACGACAAUUCUGAUGACACACCCGAGGACGCAGAGAAUGGACCGUCGUCAUCUGUCAAACCUCCGGAUUUGAUUGCCAUGGCAACUCAGAGACAAGCAAAAAUCGAAAGAUAUAAACAGAAGAAAGAAACAGAAGCUAAGCUGUCAGAAAUCAAGUCUAUAGUAGAGAGUGGGCAGGCAGAGGAUGAAGUAGUUCGGGACUUCUACCUCCUCACAGUCAGAAGAUGGAUUACUAUUGCUUUGGAAGAAAUUGAGAGCAUUGACCAGGAAGUGGAGAUUUUGAAGAAGAUGGAUAUACUUAAACAGAAUCCACCAAAACCGUCACAAUUCCAGCAGAGGCCUCCAAUGAAGCCCUUCAUUCUUACGAAAGAUGCUGUUCAAGCCAGAGUGUUUGGUGCAGGUUAUCCCAGCCUACCAACAAUGACGGUGGAUGACUGGUACGAGCAACACAGAAAGCGUGGAGUGCUCCCCGAUCAGGGAAUCCCAAGGAGUGCUGCUGACAUUGACAACGAAGAACGUGAGAGAGAGGAAAAGGAGCGGCAGAUAGAAAAUGACGAUGAGGAGGCUUUGCAGAAAGCACGGGACUGGGACAACUGGAAAGACACCCACCGAAGAGGCUAUGGCAACCGCAAAAACAUGGGCUGACGUGUGUCCAGGUCAAAAUGCUUUCCUGGUGAUGUGCUGCAUUCACACACAUUUCAAUAGCAUGCAGACACGAAACAGUUAUAAACAGAAUGGCCAAUGUUUUUGCCUGCCGUGAAAAAAACGGCAACACAUUGAUUGAAAGUUGCUGUUAGUUUUGUAGAUUUUCAUGUGUUUGCUCAUUUGAUGUUGCCUUGUGAUGUAAUCUGGCAGUGCAGAAUACUGGGUCAUUGGUUUGGAAGGGAGGGGUUAAGUCAAAGUUGCCAGGUUAUUUUUUUCUGGAAGAUAUUAGUUUUAGGGACAUUCAGCCAAUUGAAUUUUUGCUAUUAUGGCCAUUUCUUCAUGAGUUUUGAAUGAGACAUACUGCUCUUGUGGUCAGAUCAGACCACCUUGAAAAAUAUGACCGCUAAUGUGAACGGCAUCUGUGUCUGUUCUGUGCUGGUCUACAUCUUGGAACUUGAUAGUCUAAAGAGAUUUAUUUUUUUGAAUGUCAACACUUGUUGCAAUAUUGUUUUAAAAAUAACCUCUUGCCAAAAUAAA
Megalops cyprinoides (Indo-Pacific tarpon) is the source of this 1614-nucleotide messenger RNA. It is a transcript of the gene igbp1, whose product is annotated as immunoglobulin (CD79A) binding protein 1. The coding region runs from base 22 to 1077 and encodes 351 amino acids. Gene Ontology annotation, biological process: regulation of signal transduction; regulation of dephosphorylation. The record is from RefSeq and is a predicted model, not a curated record. NCBI's taxonomy places the organism in Eukaryota, Metazoa, Chordata, Actinopteri, Elopiformes, Megalopidae. Gene Ontology annotation, cellular component: cytosol. The transcript is spliced from 6 exons. Gene Ontology annotation, molecular function: protein phosphatase 2A binding.